AUGUCGGAUUUAUUCAACGCUCAAAUCUGCAGAGAAGUAUUUGACGGAAAAGGUGGAGUUGUUGCACACGCGAUAUCUAUGGGUUUCUCUACCAAUGGACCUAUCGCUGCUGCUGACAUUCACGUUGAUAACGCAGAACAAUGGUUUAUACAAUUGAAAAAAAAUCCUCCGAAUACAAUGCAUUUGCUUCGCGUGCUCGCACAUGAGAUCGGUCACGCUCUAGGAUUAGAGCACAGUUCCCGUAAGGAUGCAGUGAUGUAUGCUUACGGUUCUGGUCUAGAGCCGUAUCCCGUGGAAUUGUCCAUUGAUGACACAUUAGCUAUUCAGAAUUUAUACAGAGCCAAGAACAAUGAAGUGAUGAAUGAAAUAGCUACGACGACGACCACGACGAUAAAACCCACCGAACAAAUUCCCGAAUACUUAAGUAUAUGUGAUGCGCCGUAUAUAGAUAAUAUGUUGUUAUUAGAGAAUAAAAUGUUUAUUACGUACAAACAAUAUGCAUGGUCAAUGGGUAUAGAGGAUAAAAAAUAUAGCAAAUCAAUCGUAUUGACAGAUUAUAUGACUUUUCUUCCCAAAAAUGUUACCAUAACGGCGGCGUAUCAAAGACCCUCGGGUGAUGUUGUAUUAUUUGUGAGAAAUAAAAUUUUCUUACUUGAGUAUCCCAGUUUUACCCUGAAAUCUGGUUGGCCAAAAAAUAUCACGAAUAUAGGCUUAUCCUCGGACGCGGAAAUCAUUACCGUAAUAAAUACUAACAAGGGAAGAACUUAUAUUAUUUUUAAUGAAAACAACGUAGCCGAGAUAAAUGAAUGCACUAUGAGCGUAGUUAAAUAUUUCGCAUUGCAAACGAUAUUUCCUGUGAUUCCAAUCACUGUCCAAUCGGCUUUUCACUAUGUCGACGGUUAUAUUUAUUUUUUCGAUAAGAAACAUUUUUAUAAAUUUAACGAAUUCACAAAAACCGUUGUAAUGGCUGAUAGAUUUAAUUUAAUGCUGUUCGGUGUCGAAUAUCCGAAAAAUGGAAUAAUACAACAAUUACGCGAGUUUCUAAAUCGACUUAUUGAAGAUAAUUCCUCGCUUAAAAAAAAACCACCUAUGAUAAAGAAUGAGAAAUGUAUGAUAAAGAAUGAGAAAUGA
Solenopsis invicta (red fire ant) is the source of this 1131-nucleotide messenger RNA. Its product is annotated as matrix metalloproteinase-14-like. NCBI's taxonomy places the organism in Eukaryota, Metazoa, Arthropoda, Insecta, Hymenoptera, Formicidae. Gene Ontology annotation, cellular component: extracellular matrix. Gene Ontology annotation, biological process: proteolysis; extracellular matrix organization; collagen catabolic process. The coding region runs from base 1 to 1131 and encodes 376 amino acids. Gene Ontology annotation, molecular function: zinc ion binding; metalloendopeptidase activity. The transcript has a single exon. The record is from RefSeq and is a predicted model, not a curated record.